CCGCUGUGUGACAGGUGGAGUUCAGUGCUGAGUGUGACAGCGUGACCACAGCCGAACAACCGCUGACUCUCCGUCCUGCCCGCGCGGUGCAAACAUGGCACUGAGCCGUCUGGAGAAGGCCCAGGUGUGGCUUUUCAAAGCGGUCAUGGGGCUCCUCUUCAUGCUGUUUCGACUCUUUUCCCCCAAGGCGAGCACCUCCAUGUCCGGCAAGAAGCUGCCGCCCGUCAGCGACCCUCUGCUGCUUGCCUCCGCCACGCAGCUGGCAAAGAAGAUCCGGAGGAAAGAGGUUUCCAGUGUGGAGGUGGUGCGGGCUUACAUCGACAGGAUCCAGGAAGUCAACCCAUUUUUGAACGCUGUGAUAAAAGACAGGUUUGAUGCCGCCCUCCAGGAGGCGAGCCAGGUGGACAAGCUGAUCGAGGAGGAGACUGGGGGGGAGGAGGUGCUGGAGGACCGGCUUCCUUUACUGGGAGUCCCCCUCUCUGUCAAGGAGUCCUUCGCCCUCCAGGGCAUGCCCUUUACUACCGGUCUGAUCUCCAGGAGAGGAGUCGUGGCCACUGUGGACGCUCCUCCUGUGGCCCUGCUGAAGAGAGCGGGGGCCAUCCCCAUGGGCGUCACCAACACCCCUGAGCUGUGCAUGUGGUGCGAGACCCACAACCAUCUGAACGGCAUCACCAACAACCCGUACGACCUGGAGAGGAUACCAGGAGGAAGCUCAGGUGGGGAGGGCAGUAUUCUGGCAGCGGCAGGCGCUGUAAUGGGCGUGGGCUCAGACAUCGGCGGCAGCAUCCGUAUGCCAUGUUUCUUCAAUGGAAUAUUUGGCCAUAAAACCACUCCUGGUGUCAUGUCCACGGAGAACCAGUACCCUCCCUGCACUGGCAGACAUGGAGAGUACCUCAGCAGCGGACCCAUGUGCCGCUACGCUGAAGACCUGCGGCCCCUGCUCAAGAUCAUGGUGGGGCCCAACGCUCACAUGUUGUCCUUAAACACGAAGGUGGACCUAAAGAAGCUGCGGUUCUUCACCAUCCCUCACGAUGGCGGUUCUAUGCUGACAUUCCCCAUCAGCAAAGACCUCCUGGAGAUUCAGAGGAAGGUGGUGCAGCGUCUGGAGGCCGACCUCGGAGUGGAGGUCCAGGAAGUGAGCUUCCCUGAGCUCCGCUACAGCUUCCAGAUCUGGAACACAUACAUGGGUCUUCCUGACGACAAUGGCAAGCCCCCCCAGGCGUUUUCAGAGCUGAUGGGGGAACCAGGACGUCCCGUAUGGCCUGUAUGGGAGCUGCUGAAAUGGAUGAUAGGAAAAUCCGAGCACACCCUGGCUGCUAUCACCCUGGCCCUGAUCGAGAUGACUGCCUCCAAACCGUCGCCCUUCAUCCUGGAGCAGAAGGAGAAGCUGCAGAAGCAGGUGGACGAGCUGCUGGGCACUGACGGGGUUUUCCUCUACCCCUCGCACCCCAGGGUGGCGCCGAAACACCACCACCCGCUCUUCAGACCCUUCGACUUCGCCUACACGGGUAUAAUCAACAUCCUGGGGCUGCCGGCCACACAGUGCCCUCUGGGUCUGAACGAGGAAGGUCUUCCCAUGGGGCUGCAGGUGGUUGCUGGGAAGCUGCAGGACCACCUGACCCUCGAGGUGGCUCUCUUCCUGGAGAAGACGUUCGGUGGCUGGAGGGACCCUGGGGCUAAAUAAGAACCACACACACACACACACACACACGGACAGCCAUUACCAAAUCUACAGCGUGGAGCCGGAUGGUCUGAAGACUGUGGGACUUCUCUGCCGCGCUGCUUGCUGUAGUUCACACAGAGGUACAAUCAGAUCACUACUGGGAUGUACCAAGAAGCGUCAGUCAUCUUUUAUCAUUUUCUUUGUUCAAAUCAGGAGCACAAGCUUUAAAAAAAAAAAGGUAGAUUUUCACGUGUGUGAACGUUCACAUUAACAUGCAAAACAAAGCUGCCGGUGAUCGGGUCUCUGUGUUGUUGAACAUCAGGCCCGUGCAGAUACCUACCUCUCAGACAGUUCAUUUUCCCUAGUCUGUUUCUUUGUCUGUACAGUUACACGUACAAAGACUUAAUUCUACAUUUCGGAUCAAUACAAGUCCACCAUUUGUAUUGAACAGCGUUGAGUGUGUCACCGUUCUGAUUGUGUGUAUGCAUUAUGGAGCUGUCAUGACACUUUCCAUCACAGUGGAGGAAAAGUUAUAAAAGGACAUUUCUUUGACUAUCUGACUGCAGCCAUGCUCUCACACCUGUGUAGAAGAGACUUUGUUUAAAAUAAAACUGAGGUAGGUAUGCUAAUAAUUAGAGUCUGGACCGGGCCGUCACAAUGUUUGAUUGCAGUGAGAAAAUCUAAGGUGUGUGGUUAUGUGAAUGUCACAGAAUAAUAACUGUGCCUGGUUUAUGCUGCAUUUCAUUUGUUUCUUUUGAUUAAACGUUCAUUUCCUUUUUAACUUCA
Eleginops maclovinus (Patagonian blennie) is the source of this 2449-nucleotide messenger RNA. RefSeq names its product fatty acid amide hydrolase 2b (gene faah2b). NCBI's taxonomy places the organism in Eukaryota, Metazoa, Chordata, Actinopteri, Perciformes, Eleginopidae. The record is from RefSeq and is a predicted model, not a curated record. The transcript is spliced from 11 exons. The coding region runs from base 95 to 1684 and encodes 529 amino acids. Gene Ontology annotation, cellular component: endomembrane system.